Molecule: messenger RNA, 405 nt
Organism: Puccinia triticina
Lineage: Eukaryota; Fungi; Basidiomycota; Pucciniomycetes; Pucciniales; Pucciniaceae
Exons: 2
Coding region: 1-405 (134 amino acids)
Source: RefSeq, a predicted model, not a curated record
AUGUGGACUCGCGACCCUUUGGGAAUACUUAUGACCAAUGGAACUUCGCCUGCCCCUUGCGACCGUUACAUUCCCUGCGACACUUCUUCGGACCCACGCCUCGGCAUUAACACUCCGUUUGCCCAAAAAGGUUAUUGUAUUCCCUCCAGUCGUUUUUCUCCAGGAACCCUACCAAUCGGCUUUCUCCCCCUCGCCCAACCCAUUCCGCCCGUUGCCACCCCUUAUAAUUCCACUAUCUGCGGAUGCCCAGGAGUCAAUCUCGCCUUCACUGUGGCCAUCGAUCUCGUCACCAUACAGUUGGUCCCCUUACAUACAUUGUUGGACUUCGAAACCUUCGCCUGGAUACGCCACGUCCGCCGACUGAGCGCUCAUCAAAGCGGAAAGCAAUGCCUUGCCGUGGACUAA